Zophobas morio is the source of this 1015-nucleotide messenger RNA. RefSeq lists its product as uncharacterized. Bases 293 to 646 code for a protein of 117 amino acids. The transcript is spliced from 3 exons. The record is from RefSeq and is a predicted model, not a curated record. NCBI's taxonomy places the organism in Eukaryota, Metazoa, Arthropoda, Insecta, Coleoptera, Tenebrionidae.
UCGCCGAAUAAAUUAGCGCAAAAGGCGAGCUUUUGCUUUGUGACGAAAGCUGCGUAAGUGGUAGGGGGUGCAUUCUACAGGUGGCGGUAGGAGGUUUUGAUAGGAGUUUUGGCCAAUCGGAUGCAACAAGUACGGAUCAACGUGUGCCAACAUCAAAACUAGCUUUCACAGCAUCACACGAAAGUUUUGAAAUUUAGGUGCUUUAGUACCUUGCUCUUAGUGACAUUCCGGUAUUCGACUGUAGUGGUUGCAACGGAGAUUUGUAGUGAAAGUUCACGAGGGAGAGAGCAAUAUGUGGCGAAUCAUCAUGACGAGCUUACUGUACGUCGUUAUGGUAGAAAGCAGACCCAUGGAUCCUCUGGAUGGCCCUCUGUGGCCCCAGGACGUAUCGAUCUCGACGCUGGAUUUAUUUCCGCGAAGAAAUCCGGACGUUCGCCUACGAAGCUUCCACCAGAACAUGUACAAUCCUGAUACCGACUUCGACCUCCUCGUGCCGCAGUUCCCGGCCAACAAGCGCGCCAUCACCAUGUUCUCCCGCUGGAGCCCCAUCAGCAGCUUCGGCAAGGGCAAGACCCCAACCCGAAGUAACAUGCUGCCCCACCAGAUAAAAGACCGACAUCCUGGCCAGCCACUGAGAUGGGGUUAAUGCGACGCACCGAUGACUUUCCUUUCCAUUACGAAACGCAUCCGACGGGGUUGAGUCCCAAAGAGCCCGAAAAUCUACAAAGGCCUACGCAGUACCUCAAGCCCAGUAUUGCCCACUAACGGCCCUACUGAACCCCGACUCGUAGCGUUUCGUAUUGGUCGAAAGUUGUCCCUUAUACUACAAGACUGCGGUGAUUACUUUUAGUUCCGAAGCCCUUAUUUAUGUUUGUAAAGUUCCGAUAAGUAUGUAAUGCAUGUGUUUUUGGGUUACUGUGUCACACCUAUGUAAAGUUCACGUAUUGUAUGUUACGAUUUUUCUUUCGUGUUGCUAUGUAUUGUUAUGUCAGAAAAAUAGAGAAUUUAAAAGAAA